This is a messenger RNA of Prinia subflava (tawny-flanked prinia), 3653 nucleotides long. Its product is annotated as protein phosphatase 3 catalytic subunit alpha-like. Gene Ontology annotation, molecular function: calmodulin-dependent protein phosphatase activity; calmodulin binding. The transcript has 13 exons. Lineage: Eukaryota; Metazoa; Chordata; Aves; Passeriformes; Cisticolidae. Gene Ontology annotation, cellular component: calcineurin complex; cytoplasm; cytosol. The record is from RefSeq and is a predicted model, not a curated record. Bases 567 to 2099 code for a protein of 510 amino acids. Gene Ontology annotation, biological process: calcineurin-NFAT signaling cascade.
GGGCCGCGGCUGGUGUCGGUGCGAGCCGGGGAGAGACCCUGCGGGGGGCGGCGGGGAGGACACGGAUCCGGAUCCCGAUCCAGUGCGGCGGCGGCAGUGGCGGCAGUGGCGGCGGUGGCGGCAGUGGCGGCGGUGGCGGCGGUGGCGGCGGUGGCGGCGGUGGCGGGAGGAGCCGGAGCGGCGCGCUGUGGAGGAAGGAAGCGCAGGGCUGGCCGCUGCGUGUGCAACCUGGCUGUUCCUGCUGCCAGCGCUGCCUGACAGCCGCCCGCCGCGGGUGUUGUCGCCGGGAUCUUUGGCGGCGGGGGGAAGAGCAAGCAGUCCUGCACAGCCCCGAGGCGUGAUUGAUAGCGAGCAAUAAUUAACUGAAGGAGGACGGGGGUGGAGGAAGACGAAGGAGGAAGGCACCGCGCGGCAGAGCACAGCCGAGCCAGCGAACGGCGGCGGGACGCGGCAACUUCGGCCGCAGCGGAGGAGCCGGAGCCGUGACCGCAGCGGCCGCCGCCGCCUCAGCCCGCGCCUGCCCUGCCCGAGGGGGGAGAGCCUCGUCGCCUCCCCGGCCGCCGGACAUGUCGGAGCAUAAGGCCGUUGAUCCCAAGUUAUCGACGACGGACAGGGUGGUGAAAGCUGUCCCAUUUCCUCCAAGUCACCGUCUCACAGCUAAGGAAGUGUUUGAUAAUGAUGGAAAACCUCGUGUGGAUAUCUUAAAGGCACACCUCAUGAAAGAAGGGAGACUGGAAGAGAGUGUCGCUUUGAGAAUAAUAACAGAGGGAGCUUUGAUUCUCCGCCAGGAAAAGAAUUUGCUGGACAUAGAUGCACCUGUCACAGUUUGUGGAGACAUCCAUGGUCAGUUCUUUGACUUGAUGAAACUGUUUGAAGUGGGAGGUUCUCCUGCCAACACGCGGUAUCUCUUCCUGGGGGACUACGUGGACAGAGGGUACUUCAGCAUUGAAUGUGUGCUGUACUUGUGGGCCUUGAAAAUCCUUUACCCCAAAACACUGUUUUUACUUCGUGGGAACCAUGAAUGUAGACAUUUAACAGAGUAUUUCACAUUUAAGCAAGAAUGUAAAAUCAAAUAUUCAGAACGUGUAUAUGAUGCCUGCAUGGAUGCCUUCGACUGCCUUCCCCUGGCUGCUCUGAUGAACCAACAAUUCCUGUGUGUACAUGGUGGCUUGUCUCCAGAGAUCAACACCUUAGAUGACAUCAGAAAAUUAGAUCGAUUCAAGGAACCACCUGCAUAUGGACCUAUGUGUGACAUCCUGUGGUCAGACCCGUUGGAGGACUUUGGAAACGAGAAGACUCAGGAACACUUCACUCACAACACAGUCAGGGGGUGCUCAUACUUCUACAGUUACCCUGCUGUAUGUGAAUUCCUACAGCACAAUAACUUGUUAUCCAUACUCCGAGCUCAUGAAGCCCAGGACGCUGGGUAUCGUAUGUACAGGAAAAGCCAAACAACAGGCUUCCCUUCGCUAAUCACUAUUUUUUCAGCACCAAACUAUCUAGAUGUAUACAAUAACAAAGCUGCAGUAUUGAAAUACGAGAACAACGUUAUGAAUAUCAGGCAGUUCAACUGCUCCCCUCAUCCGUAUUGGCUUCCAAACUUCAUGGAUGUGUUUACCUGGUCCUUGCCGUUUGUUGGGGAGAAGGUGACAGAGAUGCUGGUAAAUGUGCUGAACAUCUGCUCAGAUGAUGAACUGGGAACAGAGGAAGAUGGAUUUGAUGGGGCAACAGCUGCUGCUCGAAAGGAGGUUAUAAGGAACAAGAUACGAGCAAUAGGAAAAAUGGCUAGAGUUUUCUCAGUGUUAAGAGAAGAGAGUGAGAGUGUGCUGACACUGAAAGGUUUGACUCCAACAGGAAUGCUACCCAGUGGUGUGCUCUCUGGAGGAAAACAAACACUGCAAAGUGCUAUCAAAGGAUUUUCACCCCAGCAUAAGAUCACUAGUUUUGAAGAGGCCAAAGGCUUAGAUCGAAUUAAUGAGCGAAUGCCUCCACGCAGAGACGUGCCAUCUGAUGCCAACCUGAACUCCAUCAACAAGGCAAUCUCCACAGAGACUAAUGGCAUGGACAGCAAUGGCAGUAAUAGCAGCAAUAUCCAGUGACCACUGUCUGGGAGGGGGGUUGAGCUGCAGGGCACAAUGGGGUUGCUACACGUCAGCAGUGGGAUGUUCUUGCCUCUGAUAAUAGCUUACUUGCUCUGGGGGCCAGGUAUUGGAUUCAGUUUACAAAAAUCAUCAACAAAGAGAUCGUCAACUUUAAUUUGGUGGGAGGGCGGGUGGGGGAGAGACACCUCCUUUGGAUAUGCCUUUAAAUGCUUGUAGAAAAAUAAAAACUCAUGGUGGUAUAUAUUGCAAAGUUAGGGGAGUGAACAUGUUUUCCUACUACAUUGGGAACAUCUAGCUAUGUUACUGCAAGGCCUUUUAUUAUGUUACCGGACGUGAAAACUUUGUUUAAUUUCUUACUAACUAUUGUACGUUUACAGUUGCAGCACUCAGCAUCUACAACAUCAAAACGUUUUUAACAAAAUGUACAAACUAAAUAAGGACUAUUUAUUGAUAAUGUUUUGCUACUCUUGUCAGACAAUGGCUAUGAAAUAAAUUAGGCACUCUUUAAAAAUAUAGAGAAAAAAGAAAAAAAAAAAGUUGGAAAUUUGUUUAAAAUGCCAAAAAAAAAAAAACCCACGAGAGAGAGAGUGAGAGCGAGUGAGAGCGACAGUUUAAUUUUGUACAGAUUAUGCUUACCUCAGGUUUCUUUAGUGUGCUUCAAUGCCCUUCUUUAAAUAUAACACCUUACUAAUGUGGCAGCAAUUAUCUUUUUUUUUGUUAAAAAAACAACUGGAAUAAUAACAUGUAUGUUUUUUUGCUGUUUAUAUUUAGGAGAGUUUGGUUUGGGAGGUUUUCUGGUUUUUUUUUUGGUAAAACAAGUCUUGGUUGUGGCUUGCUGAAUUUAAAUAUUUAUGAAUGGUGCAUUUUUAAGUAUAGUGAACAAGACACCAUAUUAAGUGCAGUGAAAAGCAUCUAUAUUCUGUAAAAAUCUGCCUAUGCAUGUUUUUUAAGAAAAAAUGGCUGUAUAGGCCUGUAUGGGACUGUAAUGCGCUUAGUGGUCUGACUUAUACUGGAAAUGUAUGUAUACUGGCAUACUUUAUAUUCUCUAAAAAGAAAAUGCUUAAUGCCUUUGAAAUUUUGUAAUCAAAAAAAAGCUUUGAAAAAUCUUAGGGGGAGAGUAUUCCUAAAGUUUUUAACAUAAGCUUGUCAGUGCACAUAUAGAUGGAUAGCAUGUUUAGAAAACCUUGUGAAAUUUAAAUAAGUUUGUAGUUACAUGUGAAAUUCUAAAUGCAUGAUAACUGUUAAUGUCAUAAUGGUUUAGUCAUUUUGUUCUGUUUUGUCACGUGCCACAAAAUCUGUAAUUUUUUCACUUUUUUUCCCUUUGUAUAUCAGUUACGGGUUUCAACUGGUUCAUUCUAAAAAAGAAAAGGAAACAAAACAAACAGUCCAUUGAUAUUUUUUAACAAUUGUAUAAGUGCCCAAGUAAUUCACUACAGCCUACAGCCUUGCCUUUGUAAUUUGACUUUGAAAUGUUGGCAAUCAAAGCAUGCACUUGUAACAAUGAAAGAAGCAUUUUAUAUUACUACUCAAUAAAAAUGUGCAUGAACUUAA